ACGGAAAGACCAAUUUGGCCUCCAAAAUUGCAUCUUUCAAGAGAAUGAACCCAACCAAGUUGAGUUGAAACCGGUAGUAAAGAAGCUUGUUAUAACUAGCCACCCGGCCAUCUCAGCCUGAAGAAAGAGUUCCAUGCUAUUGGAGUGCUUCAGUACGUGUAACUGAAGCAGAAGACCAAUUUGCCAUCAUCUACCCAAGGAACGAACGAGGAGGCUCUUUUUUUCUGUGUGGGUAUCUUACCAGCAUGGGUCGAUUAGUCAUCUUGUUGGGGGUGGUGGUAGUGAUAUCCAUUGGCACCAUCUCCUCCCAUUUGGCUCCACCCUUCUUGGAAGUGAUGCGAGAAGAUCUGCAGAGAAAUGCCACAAUAUUGCCUAAGGACGAUAAUAAUGAUGUGGAUGCUACCAAAACUCAAGAAGAAUUUGGAAUAUCCAGCAAAUCCUCGUCGUCAUUUUUGUUACACAAGGAUAAUGACAAUCAUCGAAUACCGGGACCGUUUAUGAACGACAAACUGUAUUUUCUGGGUAUUCGACUUACCACCAGCUAUGACCAUUCGGAUGAGUCUGUGUUUGUGGAUCUUUUUGGCCAUGGCGUGGGCCAGGGGAGUAAUGGAGCGUUUCAUGUGGCCAAACAGGAUCCAGGGUCUGCCUUGUCCUUUCAAAAUGCCACCAAACAACAAUUAUUCUGUCAAGUGGUAUCCUACAACAAGGGUGAUACUGAUGAUCCAACAGCCAAUCGGGUUGAAAUGGAAUACAUUCCCAACGUCUCGGUGGAUCCCAAUACACAAGGCACUCAUCUGAUUUGGAGAUGUGAUGUAUCUGCCUACUUGUCCAGAUCUGUUUUAGUAGAACAACCACAUGCCAGAAUAAACGUAUAUACCAACCUGGGAAACCCAUACCAUCCCAAUCCCAAUACACCCAUCAUGACUGUGGAUAUACCAACCGACACGGCAUCGAUUGGACAUGCGGGUCCCACCAUCAAGAAUCCUCACACGUCCUUUCUGAAGCAACCUCCCGUCGGAGUUGUCCUGUGCGUGAGUGGUGUCAAGGAAAGUGCGACUUGGUACCUUCCGGAAUACCUUCAGCAUCAUAUAAGUGUGGGUGUCGACCACAUUUUCUUUGGAGCCGAUUCUCCGGAAGACUUGGAACCAUUGCAAACGGCAUUGGCAUAUUACAUUGACAAGGGGCUCGUCGUUUUGGGAAGUGAGGCGCCCCUGAAGCUUAACCGACAAGUGCGCAAAUUGCGCUUUUACAAUCAAUGCCUGUUUCAUGCCAAGAGCAUUUCCGAGUUCGCAGUCGUCUGGGACAUUGACGAGCUGUGGAUGCCUCCUCGGCCUCAAGACUUGGGCGAACGGCGGCGGCGGAGGCGACUGUUGGAGAAUACUACCACCGUAACGGGGAAAAGAAGACGACGACGAUUAGAAGACUCAACAACAACAACAAAACCACAACAUGAUAAUCCCUACCAAUCUACCAUCAAGAUUGUGGACGCCAUUCGCAACGUGACGGGAGGUUUAGGGUGUAGCAAUUGGUGUUACCAGUCAUUUCCAUCGUACACGGUCAAUCGUAUUGUGCCACGAAAAGACAAUGCCACUCACCCGGAAUACAAGGGAUUCUAUGGCUUCCCCAACCGCGAUAAGGACCUCAAUCAAAUGUGGAAAAAACCAAUCCUGCGCACCAAGUACAAUUUCCAGACAUCAUUCCAUGUCGGAGGCUCUUGUUACAGGCCCGAGUCCAAGAUACCCAUCGGCGCUCGCCAAAAGUACCUACCACAGUUUCCAGAAUGCCGCAUGCAAGAAUUGACGGUACCCAAGUGGGGCAGAAUGCAUCAUUACCACAAGUUGUUUCGACCGGAUUGGGGACUUGACGACGUUACCAAGUUUCCAGACUUGGACGAAUACACACAGCACUUUCGACCAACUAUCAUACAGCAAUUGCUACAACUACAAGGCAAAGUCAAUUCCACGGCGUCGUUUCCAGCGGUGGAAGAUGAGCGCCUGCGAGAAUAUGGUGUACAAUAAUAGAACAACAACGAUCCACGCAUAAUUUUCUCUUAGCCGUCGGUUACCAGUGGGGUUCCUGCGAAAGUUUCGCAAACUACGACGUGGCACCAACAUGCGCUUCCUUUCGGGUUGCGACUGUGACUCUAGCAGGGCAUUCCUAUUGCACAGCUCAACGGUACGCAAACGUGGCGAUAGUUUAUGCAAAUUUUAAUACAGGUUAUCAGCAGUCACCAGCCAUGACGAAGCAAAACUAUGAACAAACGGAAACGAUAUAUUCUAUUCAAAGAUAACCUAUUUCUUCUUUGAUUUCAUGAUGCCCUUUUCACCCUUGGUCAUCUCCAUGGGUCCGCGGACAAAGGGCAAAAAGUCCUUUCCACCCAUGUAUGGUCGCAACACCUCAGGUACGAUGACACCGUCUUCAGUCUGAUGAGUUUCCAGGAGACAACAGAUACCUCGUCCUGUGGCACAAAGGGUGGCGUUGAGCAUGUGAACAUAAGAAGCACGAGCAGUCAAGUCCUUGUCCUGCUUCUUGACACCACAUCGGGCUCCAACACCACGGGCCUGAAAAUCAGUACAGUUGGAGCAAGAGACAAGCUCCCGAUAAGCCUGUUGUCCGGGGAACCAAGCCUCAAGAUCGUACUUUUUGAUAGCAGCAUCAUUGAGUUCUGCAGACACAAGGCAGACAACACGGUAGCUGAAUCCCAAACUGUCAUAGAAAUCUUUGGCCGCCUGCAGCAUUCUCUUUUGUUCUGCCUGAGAGACCUCUAAGUUGUCUUCAGUAAUGACAAACUGUUCAAUCUUAUCAAACUGAUGCACACGAAAGAUUCCUCGGAUGUCUUUCCCAGAAGAUCCAGCUUCCUUUCGGAAACAAGUAGAGACACCAGCAUACCUCAGAGGCAAGGUUUUUUCAUCGAUCCACUCACCCUUGUGGUACGCACAAAUUGGCUGUUCACUGGUGGCAAUCAGGUACUUCUCAGUGCUUCCAGUAGGAUCAUCCGUUUUUCCAGAGACCUUGUAGAGCUGCUCAUCAAAAUCUUCCAAUUGUGCAAUGCUGGCCAUGACCUCCUUAUUCAUCAUGAAAGGUGGCUGCAACACCUGGUAUCCUCGGGCCAUCAAAAAGGCAAUACCAUAGUUGAUAAUUGCCUGAUUCAAAAGGACUCCUGCAUUGGUCAAAAAGUACUGACGAGCCCCAGCCACAUUUUGACCUCGAGUCGGUUCAUAUCCUCCAAUACGCCAGAGCAAAUCAUCAUGGGUCAUCGGUUUGGUGGGUGGCAAGGUAUAUUUAAGGGCGCCUUGAGGAGAGGGCAAGAAGUCGCUCUUUCCUUCCCCUUCUGGAGGUAUGGGCUGCAAACAGACAACCAAGUUAUCUUCCUCUUCGUCCUCUGCAAUGGGAACCUCAGGAUCCACAAUGUUUCCAAUUUGUCCCAGCAAGGCAUCCCGUUUUUCGGCCAAAAUGGGCAACUCAGCAGCCUUUUCUUUGAUAGUGGCUUGAAUGGCUUUCAUUUGAGCAACUUCUUCAUCACAGGGUUCUUUGGCUUUCUUUUUAGGCGCAAUCACCUCUUUUUGCAACUUGUUCACUUCCUUGCGAAGUUUGUCACCUUCUUUGGUUACUUCGCGCCAUUGUUGAUCGAUGGCCAAGACCUGGUCCACAAUGGCAGGGUUCUUGUAGCGCUGGGUCAUGUAGGUGCGAUACUUUUCAGGGUCGCCACCCUUGUAGUCACGCAGUUCAUUGAUAUCAAUCGGCAUGGCUGGAUAUUUUUCUCGUCUUCAGCUUGUUCUUGAUCGAAGUACAAGUAGGACUGUAGGUGGGUAUCAACGAAGCAUGCAACGGCGACAGUGUUGUUGUGGACGAUGAAAGACAAAGCCAAACAACAAAGAUCCUUUUUGAAGGGUUUGGAUCUGGAGCGAUGGGAUGACCGUAGGUUUUCUCAAGGGACUGAUAAAUCCCGAAUAGUGGCUCAUAACCAGCGCUGCUACACUCGUACUCGUAGAGCAUAGCCGUCCU
This is a messenger RNA of Seminavis robusta, 4005 nucleotides long. NCBI's taxonomy places the organism in Eukaryota, Bacillariophyta, Bacillariophyceae, Naviculales, Naviculaceae. The record is from the annotation of a GenBank genome assembly.